Momordica charantia (bitter melon) is the source of this 1018-nucleotide messenger RNA. RefSeq names its product bax inhibitor 1. The record is from RefSeq and is a predicted model, not a curated record. Gene Ontology annotation, cellular component: membrane. NCBI's taxonomy places the organism in Eukaryota, Viridiplantae, Streptophyta, Magnoliopsida, Cucurbitales, Cucurbitaceae.
UCAUCCCUGGCACUUGUGCUUGGUGGAUAAAUUCGUACUCAGUUUGUUUGACGUACUCGUUAAGAAAUUUCUUCGACGCCAUGGACGCGUUUUCGUCUUUCUUCGAUUCUCAAUCGGGAUCCAGAAACCGGUGGAGCUAUGACUCUCUCAAGAAUUUCCGGCAGAUUUCGCCGGCCGUUCAGACUCAUCUCCAGCGGGUUUACCUCACUCUUGGUUGUGCUUUAGUUGCAUCUGCUGCUGGAGCUUAUCUGCAUAUUCUUUGGAAUAUUGGCGGUAUUCUCACAACACUUGCAUCAAUCGGAUGUAUUACAUGGCUAAUGUCCACUCCUCCUUAUGAAGAGAAAAGGAGGAUUUCUAUUUUAUUGGGGGCUGCUCUUCUGGAAGGGGCUUCGAUUGGUCCUUUGAUCAAUCUGGCUGUCGAGAUUGACCCAAGUGUUCUAGUCAGUUCUUUUGUGGGAACUGCAGUGGCUUUCGGUUGUUUCUCAGCGGCAGCCAUGUUGGCCAGACGAAGAGAAUUCCUUUAUCUGGGUGGCUUACUUUCUUCAGGCAUAUCCAUGUUACUCUGGCUACAUUUUGCCUCCUCUAUAUUCGGGGGUUCCACUGCCAUUUUCAAGUUUGAGUUGUACUUUGGACUGUUGGUUUUCGUGGGCUACAUGGUAGUUGAUACCCAGGAAAUAAUUGAGAGGGCACACGUCGGAGAUAUGGAUUACGUGAAGCAUGCACUGACUCUCUUUACUGAUUUCGUGGCGGUUUUCGUCAGAAUCCUCAUUAUAAUGCUGAAGAACUCUGCGGAGAAGAAUGAAAGGAAGAAGAAGAGGAGGGACUGAAGUAGUGGCCGAAUGAAGAUGGCAACGACUGUGCAAGUUGGUUGCGCAUAAUCUCUUUCUCUGUGGUUGUUAACCUCAAUGUCAAUGUCAGAAAGAAGCACUUUGUAGGUUGUAACCGACUUAACUGAUGUGUAUUUCGAUUUGGACUAUAUGCAAUUGCAAUGCUUAAAUCUCUACAAGUUUUGUACGUA